AUGUUCCACUCAGAACCGGUCUACGCCACAGACCAUGCUGCCCCAGUCCUCCAAACCCACAGCUGGCGCACCGUCACCAACUCCACGCCAUACUUAAUCCCGCACCUCCGCUCCGACAUGACCAUCCUCGACAUUGGAUGCGGACCCGGGUCAAUCAGCGUCGACCUCGCCCGCCGGGUUCCCAACGGCCACGUGACAGGGAUCGAGUACGUCCCCGAUCCUCUAGACGAGGCGCGAUCGCUCGCCUCUCGCGAAGGAGUCACGAACAUCGAUUUCCGCGUCGGGGACAUCCAUUCACUUGCCUUCCCCGACAACAGUUUCGACUUAGUCCACGUGCACCAGGUCCUACAACACAUCGCAGACCCGGUUCAAGCCCUGCGGGAAAUGCGCCGCGUCGCCAAAUCCAACGGCGGCAUCGUCGCCGCGCGCGAGUCCGCCACUUUCAGCUGGUAUCCUGAAAAUCAAGGGAUCCAAACAUGGCACGCAGUGACUGAGCGAAUGGCCAAGGGGAAGGGAGGGCACCCAAACCCGGGGUCGUACAUUCACACGUGGGCCCAGGAGGCUGGGUUCCCGGUGGACAAGAUCCAGAAGUCGACGGGGACGUGGUGCUUUAGCACGCCGGAGGAGCGCGAGUACUGGGGCGGUACGAUGGCAGAGCGGACGCAGUCGUCGGGGUUUACGACUAUGGUGCUUGGGGGCGGGUGGGCGACUGCGCAGGAAUUGGAGAGCAUGGCGCGUGGGUGGAGGGAGUGGGUGGUGGAUGAACAGGGGUGGUUUGGGGUACUUCAUGGGGAGAUUGUCUGUUUUAAGUGA
Molecule: messenger RNA, 813 nt
Organism: Aspergillus campestris IBT 28561
Lineage: Eukaryota; Fungi; Ascomycota; Eurotiomycetes; Eurotiales; Aspergillaceae
Product: class I SAM-dependent methyltransferase
Exons: 1
Coding region: 1-813 (270 amino acids)
Molecular function (GO): methyltransferase activity
Source: RefSeq, a predicted model, not a curated record